Messenger RNA from Aphis gossypii (cotton aphid), 1256 nucleotides. RefSeq lists its product as uncharacterized. Bases 228 to 629 code for a protein of 133 amino acids. Lineage: Eukaryota; Metazoa; Arthropoda; Insecta; Hemiptera; Aphididae. The record is from RefSeq and is a predicted model, not a curated record. The transcript is spliced from 3 exons.
UUUUUUUGCAGCUAGUGUUCUCUUUUUUAUUUUUUUAUUACUUUUAUGUUUACCUUUAUAACUCAUACCUAUUUUCUGUUUAACCUUCAUCAUACUUUAUUUCAGUAUUUAUAAAGAAGUUUAUAAAACCUUCACCAGUCUUAUCUGAUUUCUACUUACAGGUUGAGCACACUAUCUUUCACUGGUUAUAAAUUUAAAAGAUCCAGAGUAUUUAUAAGAAAAAAAAAAUGGAUUUGAUUGAACAGAAAGAUAAAUUAGAUAUUUCGAACGUUGAUACUCAAAUAAUAAAAAAAACGUCAAGACAUGGACCGUUAUUACCUGAUACUAUACGUGCUAUUAUAGUCGGUCCUAGUGGUUCAGACGCUGAUAAAGUUAUAAAACCGAAUUUAACUAAAAAGAAUUCUGUAAUAAUUUUCGAUGAUGUUUUAUGUGGUCCGCAGUCGAUAAUAAGAGAAUAUUUCGGAAUGUGUAGACAUUCAGGUGCUAGCUCUGUAUUCUAUUUAGCACAAACAUAUUCUAAAAUUCCGAAGCAACUGAUAUGGAUUUCUCAGAAUUUCGGAAAAUUUCUCAUUUCUGCUGGAAUCAUAGUGAUUACGGAUUUAUGGUUAUUGAUAAAACACGUGAAAUGAAUGAAGGUAGAUAUAGAUGUGGUUUUCAUACUUUUAUUAAAAAAAAAUAAGUAUAUAAAUAUAGUUGUAAUAUAGACAAAAUCUACAUAGCAUUAUCUUUAGUUGAAGGAAACAGAUAUAUUAAGUUCAUUAUUUUCAAUGAAUAAAGAUAAAGUUUUGUUAAAAAAUUUGAUAUUAUCAAAAAAAAAUAUCAAACGUAAAAUAAUGAACAUGAAGCGUGGUGUUAUAGAUUCUGAUAACUAUUUUCGCGAAACAUUUAUACCUUUACUCAAACCAUUGACUUCAAUUCCAGAAAAAAACACUUCAUUUAUUUCUGACACUACUAAAAAAAAAAAAUACCUUGAUCACUAGUGAUGGAGAUAGCGAAAACGAAUCAAAUUCAUCGUUCGAUAAUUUUUUAAUUUCUAAUCCUAAAUUACAGCGAUAUGAUAAAUCGUAUGGCAUGCAUUAUGAUUCGGUUAAUGAUCAACUUAAAAUAUCAGAUAUUCCUGUCACUUUUGAUCAUGGUAACUUACGCUUGCUUGAUAAUUACUACCCUUGGACUAAAGGACUUUGGUCUUUAUUAUGUGAGAAAGUACCAAAAAAUAUGACGAUAGAAGAUAUGGAAUCAUAUUAUAAUAUUCUAAA